AUGUCUUUUUCAGUGUCCGAGCUGGCGGAUGCGCUACCGCCGCCGCUGCCGCUCUCGUCAACUUCACCUCUCGAGCCUCGCGCACGCGCUACAAACACUGCGUCACCCACAAACUCCAUCUGGAGAGACCUGCCGGAAGCUGAAUUCCGACAACACAUCGUCCAUCUGGAGAAACUCACCAAUUCCGUGCCAGUUGACGCACAAACUUUCCCCCUGCCUCCACAUUCUGAUUCUGCAGCAGCGGUCGCGCAACAUGGAGAUUCAAACCCCACGGAGGCCACGGAGGCGGACGCGGGUGGCCGAACCUCCGAUACUCAGCAACCUCAUCCCCGUCAGCUCUCGCUGGCCACUGAACAGCGCCUGGCAGAUGACAUCGCCUGCCUGGUGGCCGUCGGCGAAGGGGCGCAGUCUGUCGCUGCUACCACUAUUCAGGAAAGUCGGGGUCCGGAAGGAAAGGGACUGAAGGUCACCAUCGCCUCCGUCGACGCGAUCCAGCCCGAUUCACAGGCCUUUCUCCGCUCCGUUUUCCACACACUAUCUGCCGUGCCGACCGCCAAGACAUUACAUAGUCUCUUGGACCUAGUCACCCGUCAUCACCAAGCUCGUCUGCUCAACCGACUGCGUUCUUGCAAGUGGAAGAAGCCGACCUACCUAUCACGCACUCACAAGAAACCCCUGCAUGCCGACUUUGCCAAUCUGGUUCACCGGAUUCAAUUCGUCUAUACCAAAAAGGAGGCCGAUACGCGGGCGCAGCUCGAGAAAGAACUCUUGGCUCUUGGGCAACUGCUCGAGGCUUUCGAGACCGCAGAUGAUGAUCACGGCAAGCUAGUCGAAAUUGUUCGGUGUAGCUACGAAGCAUGCACCUCGCCCCUUGUUGCGAACUAUCUUGAACGCCUGCAGGGGUUCAACAAGCCAACAACUCAAAUCCAGGCCUGCCUCAAAACUUUGCGCCAACUCGAGAAAGUCGCAGCUUAUUACCGCAUUUGUUUAGACCUGACAAGUUUGUCCCAAUCCCGCGCCAAGCUUUUCGACGCUGUGGAACUUCUCUUCCUGCCUCCAUACGAGGCGGUGCCUCUCACCACCGUCGCCUUCCAACCAUGGGCGAAAUCGACUCACGUGCACGCAGAAGUCAUCCUCAGUGUUCAUCACGACCUCGAGCUCCAUCAGCCGCAGCCCGGUGGUCGUGCUUGGCAUAAGCCAAGAUGCCUCGGCGCCUCAAAGUACUUUUGCUAUCUCUGCUUCCUGUUCAUCCGACAUCACGGGGCUUACUUCGCAGCGAACACGCACGGAGCAUGUUAUGACCAGUGGACGGUGCCGGACCUCGCCGACUUCACUGAGCCAGUCGCCAACCACUACAGGGAGGUCUUGCGAGCCAUGGACGAUGAGAUUCGAAGCCAGACGCAGGGCGCAAUUUGGAGGCCAGAGCCCAUGACAAGCAGAGAAAACUUAAUAGGCACGACAAUAGAAUGA
Colletotrichum karsti is the source of this 1470-nucleotide messenger RNA. RefSeq lists its product as uncharacterized. The coding region runs from base 1 to 1470 and encodes 489 amino acids. NCBI's taxonomy places the organism in Eukaryota, Fungi, Ascomycota, Sordariomycetes, Glomerellales, Glomerellaceae. The transcript has a single exon. The record is from RefSeq and is a predicted model, not a curated record.